AUGCAGAAAUUCUUGAUGAACAAAAAUAGUGAAAAUAAUGGAGAAAAAUGUAUUAUAGAUAGUAAGAUUGAUGAAAAUUGUGGGUUUUUUGAAUCUAUAUUUAAAAAUAUAACAAAAAAUGAAUAUUUUAGUGCAGGAGUUGGUAUAAUUUCAGUGGGUGCAUUUGUUACAGUAGCAAAUAGAUUAAAUAGUCUUUUUUAUCAAACCUUAAAAAAAAAUAUGUUUACCUCUUUAGAAAUUACAAUUAAUGAUACUUCGUAUUAUUGGAUACUUGAAUAUAUUGUAAAAAAAGGAAUAAUAAGUAGACAUUUAAGCUUAAAAACACAAAUGGUUAAUGAGAAAAAUAAGAAAAAUGUAUUUUUUUCCUUUUUACCAAGUAUAGGAAAUCAUUUAUUAAUUUAUGAAAAUAAAUUAAUAUUUGUAGAAAGAUAUAGAGAAAAAAACAUGGUAUCUGAUAUGAAUAGAUCUAUUCCAUUUGAAAAUAUAAAAUUAAGUACUUUUAUAUGGUCUAAACAUAUUUUUGAAAAAAUUUUAAGAGAUGCAAAAUUAUAUAUAGAUAAAAAAGAAGAAGGAAAAACCCUAGUUUAUAAAACUUUUGGCCAUGAAUGGAGACCAUUCGGAACACCAAAAAAUAAACGCCCAAUUAAUUCUGUUAUAUUACCAAAAGAUUUAAGUGAAUAUAUUAUAAAUGAUAUUGAAAAAUUUCUUAAUUCAUCCAAUUGGUAUAUUGAUAAAGGCAUACCUUAUAGAAGAUGUUACUUGUUAUAUGGACCACCUGGAUGUGGAAAAAGUAGUUUAAUAACCGCUCUAGCAGGAUACUUUGAUUUUAAUUUAUGCACAAUUAAUAUAAAUGAUAUAUAUUUAACUGAUGAUAGAUUUAUUCAUUUACUAGCUACAGUACCACCAAAAACAAUUUUAAUUCUAGAAGAUAUUGAUUUUAUUUUUGUUAAUAGUAUAAAUAAAGAUGAAAAUAAAAAUGUAUCAUCCUCUUUAUCAUCUACAUCUAUUUUUAAUAAUCCAGUUAAAACGUUAGGUGUAUCUUAUAGUGGAUUAUUAAAUGCAUUAGAUGGAAUAGUUGCAACUGAGGAAAGAAUUAUUUUUAUGACGACAAAUAAUAUUGAAAGAUUACCUAACACUUUAAUUAGACCAGGUAGAGUAGAUAUGAAAAUUCUCAUUCCAUAUGCUAAUAAUUAUCAAUAUGAAAAAAUGUUUUUACGAUUUUUCCCUGAACAUCAUGAUUUAGCUAAAAAAUUUUCAAAAAUUUUUCAAAAUUUUCAUUUAAGUAUGGCAGAAAUUCAAUCCUUUUUUUUAUUUUCGAAAGUUGAUCCAUAUAAAACUAUUAAAAAUGCAGAAGAUUGGGUAAACUCAUAUAAAGAAAAAAAAACAAAUGAUAAAAUAAAUACAUAA
Molecule: messenger RNA, 1407 nt
Organism: Plasmodium gallinaceum
Lineage: Eukaryota; Apicomplexa; Aconoidasida; Haemosporida; Plasmodiidae
Product: mitochondrial chaperone BCS1, putative
Exons: 1
Coding region: 1-1407 (468 amino acids)
Molecular function (GO): ATP hydrolysis activity; ATP binding
Source: RefSeq, a predicted model, not a curated record